CGCCAUUUUGUUUCUCCUCACAAGCUGAGAUGGCGGCCGGGCGGGGAGGCUGAAGGUUGCUCGCUGAGGUGAGGGGUCUCUCUCUCUCCGGGCGCUUGGCCCCGCAGGGCUCCUUCCCCCGGGGGGGAGCAGCCGGUCCAUGGCCAGCUGCGGUCGCCAUGGACCUGCGCACGGCCGUGUACAACGCGGCCCGCGAUGGGAAGCUGAAGCUGCUGCAGAAGCUGCUGGGCAGCCGGAGCCGGGAGGAGCUGGAGGCCUUGACGGCGGGGCCGGGCGGGGGUGACGGCCCCGGGGGAGGGAGCACCCCGCUGCUGAUCGCCGCCCGGCACGGCCACCUGGAGGUGGUGGAGUACCUGCUGGAUCACUGCGGGGCCCGCGUGGAGGAGGGCGGCUCGGUCAGCUUCGACGGGGAGACCAUCGAGGGGGCCCCGCCGCUCUGGGCCGCCUCGGCCGCCGGGCACCUGCGCGUGGUUCGCAGCCUCCUGGACCACGGCGCCUCGGUGAACCAGACCACGCUGACCAACUCCACGCCGCUGCGCGCCGCCUGCUUCGACGGGCACCUGGACAUCGUGCGCUACUUGGUCGGGGAGCGCGGCGCCGACCUGGAAGUCGCCAACCGGCACGGACACACCUGCCUGAUGAUUUCUUGCUACAAAGGGCAUCGGGAAAUCGCGCGGUACUUGCUGGAGAAAGGGGCCGAUGUCAACCGGCGCAGCGUGAAGGGGAACACGGCGCUGCACGACUGCGCCGAGUCCGGCAGCCUGGAGAUCCUGCAGCUGCUGCUCCGCUCCAAAGCCCGCAUGGAGAAGGACGGCUACGGCAUGACCCCGCUGCUGGCGGCCAGUGUCACCGGCCACACUAACAUCGUGGAGUACCUCAUCCAAGGAGGGCUGCAGCAGGAGGAGGAGGAGGCUGCGGGGAGCCAAAACGGGACCUGUGCCUCAGGUGGGAGCCGUCAGAGGUGCUGCAGCGCUGGCAAGGAAACCCCUCAGGGCUGUGGCGAAGAGACGUGUUGUGCUUCAGCUUCCAGUCAGGAUGAGCAGCAGGUCCCGAACGUGUUCUGCACUCGCGAGGCUGCUGUGGAAGCGCUGGAGUUGCUGGGGGCUACGUUUGUGGAUAAGAAACGUGACCUUUUGGGAGCGCACAAGUACUGGCGAAGGGCGAUGGAGCUUCGGUGUGAGGGUGGGCAGUAUCUGCCCAAACCCGAGCCCCGGCAGCUGGUGCUGGCCUACGACUAUUCCCGGGAGGUGAGUUCUCUGGAGGAGCUGGAAGCCCUGAUCACUGAUCCGGACGAGAUGCGCAUGCAGGCGCUGCUGAUCAGAGAGCGCAUCCUGGGCCCUUCCCACCCAGACACGUCCUAUUACAUCCGCUACCGAGGGGCGGUUUACGCCGACUCCGGCAACUUCGAGCGCUGCAUUAACCUGUGGAAGUACGCUCUGGACAUGCAGCAAGGCAACCUGGAGCCUCUCAGCCCCAUGACUGCCAGCAGUUUCCUUUCCUUUGCUGAGCUUUUCUCUUACGUGCUUCAGGAUCGCUCCAAAGGCACUUUAGCUACUCACUUGGGCUUCUCGGACCUGAUGGGAGUGCUGAGCAAAGGGGUCCGGGAGGUGGAGAGGGCGCUUGUGCACGGCAAGGACCCUGUAGUUGACUCGGCGCAGUUCACCAAGACACUGGCCAUUAUCCUCCACCUGGUUUUCUUGCUGGAGAAGGUAGAGUGCACCCCGGAGCAGGAACACCAGAAGCGCCAGACUAUCUACCGCCUGCUAAAGUGCAGUCCCCGGGCCAAGAACGGCUUCACUCCUUUGCAUAUGGCUGUGGACAAAGAUACCACGACAGUGGGACGUUAUCCCGUGGGCAAAUUCCCAUCGCUCCACGUCGUCAACUUGCUUCUGGAGUGCGGGGCCGACCCUGACAGCCGCGACUAUGACAACAACACCCCGCUGCACGUCGCCGCCCGCAACAACUGCCCGCUGAUCAUGAGCGCCCUGAUGGAGGCCGGAGCCCACAUGGACGCCACCAACGCCUUCAAGCAGACGGCGUAUGAGCUGCUGGAUGAGAAGCUGCUCACCAAGAGCAUGAUGCAGCCCUUCAACUACAUCACCCUCCAGUGCCUUGCUGCUCGCGCCCUGGACAAGCACAAGAUUCCCUACAAGGGUUUCAUCCCCGAGGAGCUGGAAGCCUUCAUUGAACUGCACUAGGGAGAGGUGACGUCCCCGGCCUUGCUUGUCACCCAUUUCACCCCGCAGAGCCUGAGAUCUCAGGCCAGCCUCGCCUCGGUGCCGAAGGCCAUCGCUGUGCUGAGAUGGGCUGCGAGCUUUGUCCUCGUGUGUCGCCGUGGAGCUGACACGCAGGGGCGGGGGAGGAGGAGGCUGCAGAGCUCCCGCUGUCCCUCGUGGUUGGCGUCUCCAGGUACCAGAUCUCUCCAGCGCGCUGUGUCCAGAGAAGGCGACAGCCCCUGCCCCUUCCCCUGCCAACCGCCUUGUCCCGCGACGGAAAACGGAGAUUCCCUGGGACCCGCCGCCUCUCCCGUUAGUGCUGGAUUAACUCAGCGUUAAGCUUUGGAGCAGCUACACAUCACACACAUGCUCUCACCUUCCCAUCCCAAAUACUGAGCAGAUAGCAAUGCAAGUGAGGAAUAAAAUACCUUCCAGCUAAUUAUUUCCCUACCCCCUUCUCAGAUUUGGGACAGUACGAGUCUCACAGCCCAGUGGCCUGUGCUCUCUGAGGCCGUCACUGUGUGUGGCCGUAGGGCUGGGUGUGCUGAUGACGGUUUCAUUUGUUCUGCCUUGGUUGGUCAAGUAGCAAGUGGUGUUAAAAGCCUGAGAUUUCAAUGAUUGUGCAUAAAGCUGGGUUAUUUCUUCUCUUUUAGAGCCAGGCCCUAUCUAUGCUGCAAGACUUCUUCAAUCCUGUAAGAUAUAGUAAGGUCAGUUCUGGUUAUAUAGUUUCAUCGAUAGAUGUUGGGGUUUAUGAAUGGGGAGGAGAAACUGCUACCUUAAAAACAAAAUCCUAACACGAUGUUCAGGCCGUUAGCUUGCCCGUUCUGUGCACGUUCCCUCCCUUCUCCACACGGAGAUCCUGGAGCACAGUGCGAUUGGGCUGCACAGGGUGGAUGGAUCCGGGUUUCAGAGCCAAACCAGAGCACUUGGAACCAGUUUUUGGGGACAGGCUCUCGCAAGCCCUCUAGGAUGAGAGGUACUUGGAGUGUGGGUGGUUCUUGGAGGGUUAUUAAAGCAAGUGAGUGUUGGUGGCAUGUUUGCAUGAGGGUGGUCUGAAGGAAGAAAGAAACGACAGUUCAAGGUGCCUUCUUGUUCCUCUGAGGUUCAUUAGUAUCAGCCCAGUGGGCUCUGUUAAUUACCCCAUCCUGAAAACCUCCACCAAGGCGGUUGUUAGCAUCUGGGUUUGGCUUUUGAUUCUUUUUUGCAACUUUACUGAGGAUGGUGCUACUUCAAAGAUGGAAUUUGAAAUCUCCUUUGGCUACUGGUUGGGCAAGCUCCCUUCUUUAAUUAGGAUCUGCACACAACUUGUUUUUCUCUUGAAAUCCAUGGUCUCAUGGGAGGGAUUUGCCUCCAUUAGCAGAGCCCUCCUUGGUGGUGACAGCGCUGGUAAACACGCUGCUGUCCCAGCAGUUUAUGGUCUUGCAGGGGAGUGACGGGGCCUUGGCAGCCAGGGGCUCAUUUCUUGGCCCCGGGCAGGGUGGAGAGGGCACAGUUGGGGGUGAAGCAGCUGCCGCUGAGCUUUGGGAAAGGUCAGGGCUGGGAGAGCAGAAGCGCUGAUAGAACAACCAUGCACUAUAUGCUACUGAAGCUUCUCUACUUGUAUUUAUAAGCCAGCGUAUCCAUACGCCUCGAUAACCGACGCUCUGUGCCCCUUCAAGAUAUUGUAGCUCUGCCAUUACAUUUUUGCAGUGUUAACUAUAACAUUUAUUUAUAAAGCAAGGAGGCUUAACUUUUAUUGAGCUGUAAAGCGCAGAGUUAGUUUAGCUACGUUCUAUAUUAUAUUUUCCUUGCGGCUGAAACCUGAACUAAACUGCAGGAAUGGAAUUUGUUAAUUUGUGAGCUGAUGAGCGCUCUUAACUUUAAAUAAUAAAACAAGAAAUGGCUGCUAGAACACAA
Columba livia (rock pigeon) is the source of this 4112-nucleotide messenger RNA. It is a transcript of the gene FEM1A, whose product is annotated as fem-1 homolog A. The transcript has a single exon. The record is from RefSeq and is a predicted model, not a curated record. Gene Ontology annotation, molecular function: protein binding. The coding region runs from base 159 to 2198 and encodes 679 amino acids. Lineage: Eukaryota; Metazoa; Chordata; Aves; Columbiformes; Columbidae.